UUUUACAUAUUUAUUUUUUUAUAUCUUGUGUUUCACGUGUGAUGGCUAAUGUGUCAUCGGCUGAUGUGGGAGUUUUGUUUCUCAUCGUGGUGACAGCAUCUUUGGCAAAUGGUUCCUCAUCGAGUAAAGAUGUGAGCCAGAGGAGGGAGGUGGAAGCAGUUAAGAUGAAUGGGCUCCUGCCCCGCGGUGUGGACGGCCUCACCGGUGUCGCCUCUCAGGGCGAAGCUCAGCCGUGCUCAGCCUGUGACCCACAGGCGGCCAGGAAGCGUUCAAAGAGAUGCACGUGUUACACUUACAAAGACAAGGAGUGUGUGUAUUAUUGCCACCUGGACAUCAUCUGGAUCAACACACCAGAGCACACUGUACCAUACGGUAUGUCCAGUUACCAGGGUUCCCUGCGUGUGAGGCGCUCCACUGGAACAAAACAGGGGAGGAAGUGGGCAGUGGCCCAGCGCUGUGUGUGUGCACAGCAGACUGACUCUCACUGCAGCAGCUUCUGCAUGAACAGCAGGCAAAGGAGGCCACCCCCUGCAGCGCCUGAAGUAGACAAGAGGACAGCAUCCCUGGACAGUGGGCCUGUCACAAAAUGAACAUAUCAGUGACAUGCUCAUAACCUGAGAGGUGGACAUGCGUUGUCUUUACAUAUGGCAUCCCCAUAUAUGGUGCCUUGUCAUCAGACUGAUGGAUGAGUAACAGCGGAGCUGCUUGUACAAAAACAAAAGAUAGCAAAACUAAAGGUGGGGGAGCCUGCAGGAAAGCUGACGGAGUGCGAGCUCACAGCGCUCUCUGCCUGUGUCUGUGCGACAGGUGUGGACAGUGUUUUUUAUUAUCUCGUUACAACUGAGGACAGUUUACUUGGCCAGCUCAUGUUGACAGCGAAGGACUUUGGUAGAGCUCACACAUGUCUGUGCCACGUGAUGAAGAGGAGGAUGAGGACUGUUAAAAUUUCACCACAAGUAACUUAUCGCACAGCCGUGUUUUCUCCGCAGGGACGUUAUUUAAUCACAGCCAGUAACUCAGCAUAUUUGUUUUUAGAAAAUAACAAUUUGUCACAGGCACUGAAAUGUCGAAAAUGUUACUUUUUGGGAACACUUCAUAAUAAUCAUCAUUAAUAAAUGGUAAAUUGAUUGUUGAAAUUUACUGCUGCAAACACAAUAUUUUAUAUACUACAUUAAGUAUUUGUUAAUGGUUAAUAAUAAGUUGUUAACAGUCUAUAAAUGUGAUUUGGGUGGCCAUUUUAAAGUUGUAAUGCUUAUAGAUGCACUAUACAGUGUUUAUUAGCCAUUUAACAAGGUAUUAUAAUCUAAAUAAUGUUUAUAGACCAUUUACAAACAAAUUAUUAACCAUUAACACGAAUGUAAUACAAUACAUAAACUGUUAAAAUGUGUACAACAGUAACUGUUGAAUUCUAGCAUUAGUUCCAGCAGUGAUUAUUGAAAGCAUGCAGUUCUCAACAUUUCAGUGAAUUCCUUUACUUUUCUGUGGGAUUUAUGGAGGUAGAGGAACUCGAAACAAAAAAAAGAAGCAAAACUCAUUUUGCAGUAUGUUUUUUUACAAAGCUGUAUCUAAGUCUUGUGUAUAUGAAAUGUGUGUCACUAUAUAUAGGCUAUAAAUUAUAUUUUCGUACAGUACCUACAUGUACAAUAAAGGUGUAUUAUAAGAUGUUGUAUAUAGAAUUAUAUAUAUGUGAAUAUAUCAGCUUGCUGUCUGUGGUAAAGAACACAGUCAAGUCAAAGUUGCAGUGGACCAUACUGCAAAUUUAUGGUACACAUUAUUUAUCAUCUGUUUUUUCUUGUAUGAAUUGUGCCUCCAACUAAUUCCCCAAUAA
Molecule: messenger RNA, 1828 nt
Organism: Epinephelus fuscoguttatus (brown-marbled grouper)
Lineage: Eukaryota; Metazoa; Chordata; Actinopteri; Perciformes; Serranidae
Product: endothelin-3
Exons: 4
Coding region: 42-590 (182 amino acids)
Biological process (GO): regulation of systemic arterial blood pressure by endothelin; regulation of vasoconstriction; vein smooth muscle contraction
Cellular component (GO): extracellular region
Molecular function (GO): hormone activity; endothelin B receptor binding
Source: RefSeq, a predicted model, not a curated record